AUUCGUAUCCAUAGCUGCUCGAUAUUUAUACCUCCUACGGCUGACGCGUGCAAUUCACUCCCCUCCAUUCCUCUCUCUCUCUCUCCAGAUUCUUGGCAUCGCUCGCUUUCACAAUCAUCCCUUGGGCUGUCCUCAAACCAUUCUUGGAUUCUCAGAGAGAUAAAGCGAGGUAGUUACAAGGAUCGAGAGCUCCUUUUGGGUCUAAUAUGCGCAAAUGAAAACAUAUGAGCUAGAUCCUGAUGUUACUCGGUGGGGUCUCCAUCAACUAGAUGUUUGCACACUUACAAAUAGAGGUUAUUGUAGUGCCAUUACUCAAUAUGACCAAGAUUUGAGUCAAGUUGAGUAUGUCAGAGAAGGUUUUUCUGAGAAUGCUAAUGUGGAGAAUGAUGAGGCUGUAGCACGUGCUCUUCAAGAAGAAUUUACGCGAAUCGAUUCUUUUGAAGUUUCUGGAUUAUCUAAUGCUGUGGAAGAGCAUUUGCAAGCAUCUGUUCUUGCACAGGAUUGGCUUGGUCCUUCAGAAAGACAUCACAGUUCGGGGCAUGAACAUGAUAAGAAAGCAGCAGAUAAUCCUGGCAGAAAGAUGGAGGAUGCAGAUCCCAGCAUAAACAUAAUAGAAAAGGCUGAUGAUCAUAGGGCAACUGAAAAUGAUGUAGCGGCUGAAAUUGAAAUUUUUGGCUCAUGCUCUAGCCCACAAGAACAAUCAUCAAAUGUCGAGGACAUGUUGCAUACAUUGGACAUAACAGAUGAGUUUGCUCUGGAUGGUGAAGUAGGCAAAAGAUUUAAUCAGAUGGUUCCUGUUCCUCAUGUUCCUAAAACAAAUGAGAAAAUACCCUCUGUUGACGAAGAAAUAUCAGAUCACCAAAGGCUGCUAGAGAGACUGCAGUUAUAUGAGCUGAUUGAGCUUAAGGUUCAAGGAGAUGGUAACUGUCAGUUUCGUGCUUUAUCUGAUCAACUGUAUCGUUCUCCUGAGCACCAUGCUUUUGUAAGAGAACAGAUCAUUCAACAGCUUAAGUCUCACCCGGGAAUGUAUGAGGGUUAUGUCCCCAUGGCCUACAAGGACUAUUUGAAGAAAAUGAGCAAGAGUGGUGAAUGGGGUGACCAUGUGACAUUGCAAGCUGCUGCAGAUUGGUAUGGUGUCAAGAUAUUUGUGCUAACUUCAUUUAAGGACACAUGCUAUAUUGAGAUCCUUCCACAUAUCCAGAAGUCCAACCGAGUUAUUUUCUUGAGCUUUUGGGCUGAGGUGCAUUACAAUUCAAUUUAUCCGGAAGGAGAUCUGCCUGCAUCCAUGAAGAAGAAGAAAAAAUGGUGGAAUUUUGGAAGCCUAAUCAGCUCGUGAUGGUGUUUAGUAGGUGGGUUUCGUUUUGGGUGACUGCUGGUGCUGCGCGUCCGAUUCUUUUGUACAUAUUUUAUUGAUUUUAAGGUCCUUCGGUCGAAGGGCCCCUUUACUAGUUUGUGUGUGUGUGUGUGUGUAUAUAUAUAUAUAGAUAUGUAUAUAUUAUCAAUCA
Molecule: messenger RNA, 1505 nt
Organism: Juglans microcarpa x Juglans regia
Lineage: Eukaryota; Viridiplantae; Streptophyta; Magnoliopsida; Fagales; Juglandaceae
Product: OVARIAN TUMOR DOMAIN-containing deubiquitinating enzyme 9
Exons: 12
Coding region: 215-1336 (373 amino acids)
Biological process (GO): protein deubiquitination
Molecular function (GO): cysteine-type deubiquitinase activity
Source: RefSeq, a predicted model, not a curated record